Molecule: messenger RNA, 1050 nt
Organism: Ilex paraguariensis (yerba mate)
Lineage: Eukaryota; Viridiplantae; Streptophyta; Magnoliopsida; Aquifoliales; Aquifoliaceae
Source: the annotation of a GenBank genome assembly
AUGGCCGAACUGAAGCUUGCCCAUGAAGACAAAAUCAAAGCUUCUCAUCCUAGAUCUCUUUCUCUCAACUUCAAUCGGUUGUUGUGUGGUGGGUUUCCUCAUCUCAGAUCUCUUUCUCAAGUCGGUAAUUGGUUGGUAGGUUUCCUCGAAGAAGGUGCUCUUGUCUGCCCUGAGAUAGGCCAAAUAUUUUCUGUCAAUAAGGGGAUUCCCGAUAUGCUUCUUCAUGGAGACGAGUACCACCACAAGAAGAAGAAGAAGAAGAAGAAGAAGAAGAAAGAAGAAGAAGGUGAAGUAGGAAAAAAAGGACCGGCAGAAGUGGAAUUGCCGGCCGGCCUCCGGCAAGAACUAAUGCCGAAACAUGUGGCCGUGUCUCCGGAUGGCCACAGGAGGUGGGCCCGGAAGAGGGGUUUACCGAUGGACGAGGGUUAUAGGGCCCUUGGACGGGGAAUGGCGGACCUCAUUCGACUCUGUUGCAAAUGGGGAGUUCCAGUCCUCACAUUUUUUGCAUAUUCUACCGAGAAUAUGAGUCGUUCCAAAGAGGAUGUUGACAGUUUUAUGAACUGGUGCGAAAUGUGGAUAAAAUCAGUUGCUAUGGAGAAGUGGAUGAGGAAUAAUGUUCGAUUAUCUGUGAUCGGGGACAAAUCGAUGCUCCCGAAUUCGCUGCAACAAGUGAUAUCUGAAGCAGAGGAGGCUUUAAAGGCAAACACACGACUCCAUUUUAUAAUAGGACUAAGUUAUGGUGGAAGAUAUGACAUACUGCAAGCUUGCAAAAGUGUUGCUAGCAAAGUGAAGGAUGGUCUCAUUCAAUUGGAAGACAUCGACCAGAGCAUAUUUGAACAAGAACUAGAAACCAAGUGUACCAAGUUCCCCAACCCUGAUUUACAUAUACGAACCAGUGGCGAACUUAGACUCAGCAACUUCAUGUUGUGGCAAGUGCACUUCACUGAAUUUUACUUUGCUAACAAAUGUUUCCCUGAUUUUGAGGAAGCAGAUUUUAUAGAGGCCUUGAACUCAUAUCAGAAACGAGACAGACGGUUUGGUGGGAGAUAA